CCUCCACCCGUACUCCUCUCUCUCUUUCUGUCUCUCCUCCUCUGCGCCCGCCCAUCCCUUUCACUAUCUCAAUCAAAAAAUUACUGUUAAUCAAUCACAUUCGAAAACAUAAAAAGUUCCUUUUUUUUUAAUGCUUCUUCUAAUCAAGCAGUCAAAAAUUCACUCACAAAAGCUGAUUCAGGUAUCAUAAAAACUCAGAGUGAGAUCAGAUCGGUGCUUAGAAACAAACGUCCAGAACCAGAUCUGUGCCACUGCUGAGCCCUCUGCCAUUUUCAAUAUGAUUUCGUCUUCAGUGCAUUGAAUUCAAGGACGUAUCACAUAUCCGAUCUGAUUUCGAGUUUCGUGUCACCAAUUCCGAGACGAUAAGAGCCUUUCCUUAGGUCUUGUUUCUUUCCUCUGAUCACAUAAUUUUUCCACAGUUUUGGCAUUUCUUCGCUGAGGGGUCGUAGACGGAGCAAUCUGGGAUUUGUCUACAUCCAAGUAUAUGGAGUUGUAUCGUUUCAUUUCCCUGAAAUUCGUGAACUUUUGUCUGCCUCUUUGGUAGAAAAUAGACAAAAAAGGCCAGUUUUUUUUAUCCCAUUUUGGUGAUAGAACCUCCUUUCUUCCCUAGGGUUUUCUUUAUUUUUAUAUUCGCAAGAACUGAGGGAAAAAUUAUUUACUUUGGAAGGAAAUUGAAUAUUGGGGCUCCUUUUUAAUUGCUAGCUUGCAAAAUAGCAAAUUAGAAUGGCACAGUGAGCUUGAAUUUGUUGGCCGCCCAUUGGGUAUUUUUGACUGGAGAAGAAAAAUGGAUCUAGAUGGGCUGAAAUGCCGUCUCUAACAAAGGGAAAUUCCAGUUUUCGUGUUGAACUUGAAAACAAAAAGAUACUCCGGGCGGUCUAUUGGUGUUUGUAGUAGUUUUUAAAGUUGUUGUGGAUUUUACUUGUGGUAUUCUCCAAUGUUUUUCCAUUGGAGAAUUUCAUAUGACUUCCGGCAGACCCUUGUUGUCACCGUUUGAGCCAUCGUCUUUGCCGACUCCUCAUUCUCGUCCUCAUCCUCAUCCUCAUCAUCGCCAUCAUUCAUCUUUGAGGAUAUCUUCAUUAGGUUGUAUAUGUUGUAAUGCAUCAGUUUCGUCUUCCGUUGUUGAUGAGACACAAAGAAACAACAAUUUAUUCGACCUGAAGGAAGAGGAAGAGGAUAUUGUCCCUGUUGGCGAUAAAGGUCUUCCUGAGCUUUUUGUUGAGCUAUCUACUUCGCUUGGGAAGAAGUCCAAGAAGGUCAAUUCGGCUGACUCACAGUUCUAUAGGCAGUUUCCAGUGGAAUGUUCCCCACAGGAGAGGAAACGCCUGGUAUCUUGGGGUGGUGCAAUGGAUCAACACCACAAUCUCACUACCCUAGAGAUUUCUAAGGACUCAUCUCGGCCGACCUCGUCUCGGGUGGCUUCCUCUCGGAUACAGGAUAAGUUAAACAAAUCUCAGAGGAUUCUACAAAAAAGUAUGCGGUUAGAUGAUAAAUUAUCACAUGAAGAUAAUCCUAGGUUGAUCCAUAUUAAUGAUCCAAAUAGGACUAAUGAUAAGUUUCAGUUCACCGGAAAUGAGAUCAGAACUAGCAAGUACACACUCAUUAAUUUCUUGCCCAAAAAUCUCUUCAUUCAGUGCCGACGGUUUGCUUAUCUGUAUUUUGGAGUGAUUGUUAUUCUCAACCAGCUUCCGCCGCUUGCUGUCUUUGGGAGAUUAGCAUCUGCUUUUCCUCUUCUUUUCGUGCUUCUUGUGACGGCUGUAAAAGAUGGUUAUGAGGAUUGGCGAAGACACAGAUCAGACAGAAAUGAGAAUAAUCGGGAAGCCCUAGUGCUUCAAUCUGGCAAGUUUGAAUUGAAGAAAUGGAAAAAUAUGUGUGCUGGCGAGGUUGUAAAGAUCCAUGCUGAUGAGACAAUCCCGUGUGACAUGGUGCUGUUAGGGACAAGUGAUCCUAGCGGAAUUGCUUACAUACAGACCAUGAAUUUGGAUGGUGAGUCAAACUUGAAGACAAGAUAUGCUAGGCAAGAAACGAUCUCAAUGGUACUUGAAGGAGGAAUGAUUUCAGGGGUAAUCAGAUGUGAACAGCCUAAUAGGAACAUAUAUGAGUUCACAGCCUACAUGGAGUUGAAAGGGCAGAGGUUCUCACUUAGCCAAUCGAACAUCAUCUUGCGUGGUUGUCAGCUGAAGAACACCGAGUGGGCAGUUGGUGUUGUGGUUUAUGCGGGACAGGAGACAAAAGCAAUGCUGAACAGCGCCGUGUCCCCAUCCAAAAGAAGCAGACUUGAAAGCCAAAUGAAUAGGGAAACUCUUUGGUUGUCAGUUUUCCUGCUAAGCAUGUGCUUGGUAGUGGCAUUUGGGAUGGGUUUAUGGCUAAAGCGCCAUGAGGACGAGCUUGAAACAUUGCCUUAUUACAGGAAAAGCGAUUUUGGAAAUGGAAAGUUUCCUGGGAAACCAUACAAAUAUUAUGGGAUUGCAAUGGAGACCCUUUUCUCCUUCUUGAGUUCUAUCAUAGUGUUUCAAAUAAUGAUUCCAAUAUCUCUGUACAUCACGAUGGAGUUGGUUCGGUUGGGGCAAUCAUACUUCAUGAUUGGAGAUAAGCAUAUGUAUGACAGUAGCAAUAAUUCAAGGUUCCAGUGCAGAUCCUUGAAUAUAAAUGAGGAUUUGGGUCAGAUACGCUAUGUAUUUACAGAUAAGACCGGAACGCUUACUGAAAACAAAAUGGAAUUCCGAAGAGCUAGUGUGUAUGGGGAUAAUUAUGGCACCUCCCUCGUUAUGGCUGGCAUGUUGCAGGGUACAGACAUUUCAGUGGUAAAGACAGCAGCUUCUGUAGGUAGAAGGAAAUGGCAUCUUAAAUCUGCAAUUGCUGUUGAUUCUGAACUCAUGGAGUUGUUGCAUAAAGAUUUAGCUGGAGAAAACAGAAUUGCUGCGCAUGAGUUUUUUCUCACAUUGGCAGCAUGUAACACUGUGAUUCCUAUUCUUAAUCAAAGCUCAUCUUCAAUGUGCAUUGGGGGUGAACUACCUGACAAUGUUGAAGGUAUUGACUAUCAGGGAGAAUCGCCUGAUGAACAAGCACUGGUUGCGGCUGCCUCUGCUUAUGGUUAUACCCUAUUUGAGAGGACAUCUGGGUAUAUUGUGAUUGAUGUCAAUGGUGAGAAACUAAGGUUAGAUGUUUUGGGUCUGCACGAGUUUGAUAGUGUGCGCAAAAGAAUGUCUGUUGUUGUUAGAUUUCCCAACAACAAUGUGAAGGUGUUGGUGAAAGGUGCUGACACUUCGAUGUUCAGCAUCUUAAAGAAAGACCAUGCAGGAAAUGAUCAUAUAAGGCAGGCAACUCAGAGCCAUCUGAAUGAAUAUUCGUCUGAAGGUUUACGUACACUUGUAGUUGCUGGCAGGGAUCUUUCUGGAGAAGAACUUGAGGAGUGGCAAUGCAUGUAUGAAGAUGCAAGCACUUCAUUGACUGACAGAUCUAUUAAAUUACGCCAAACGGCGGCUCUUAUUGAAUGUAACUUGCAUUUACUUGGGGCAACUGCAAUUGAGGACAAACUACAAGAGGGUGUACCAGAAGCCAUUGAGUCUCUUCGGCAAGCAGGAAUCAAGGUGUGGGUUUUAACGGGGGAUAAGCAGGAGACAGCAAUUUCAAUUGGUCUUUCUUCUAAACUCCUGACUGCAGAUAUGAGUCAGAUUGUCAUAAAUGGAAACUCAGAGAAUGAAUGCAGAAAACUCUUGUCUGAUGCCAAGGCCAAGUAUUGUGUGAAAUCUGCAAAUUGCCCAGAUCGGAAUAUAAAGUGCAAAAACAAUGAUGAAAAUGAUUAUCUUGGGGUUCCUGUUGACACAAAGUUGUCCAUCUUGCUACAGCAGCAUGCAGGGGAGGAAGAGGGAAGCGCGAGUGCACCAUUAGCACUAAUAAUUGAUGGGAAUAGUUUGGUUUACAUUUUGGAGAAAGAUCUGGAGUCUGAGCUGUUCGACCUUGCAACUUCGUGUAGGGCUGUGCUCUGUUGUCGUGUUGCACCCUUGCAAAAAGCUGGAAUUGUUGACUUAGUGAAGAGCCGCACUGAUGAUCUGACACUAGCUAUUGGCGAUGGGGCAAAUGAUGUUUCCAUGAUCCAAAUGGCCGAUGUUGGUGUUGGUAUAUGUGGUCAGGAGGGACGCCAAGCAGUGAUGGCAUCAGAUUUUGCCAUGGGGCAGUUUCGGUUUCUGAAAAGAUUACUUUUGGUGCAUGGACACUGGAAUUAUCAGCGUGUUGGUUAUCUGGUUCUUUACAACUUCUACCGCAAUGCUGUGUUUGUAUUGAUGCUUUUCUGGUAUAUAUUGUGCACAGCUUUUUCAACAACUUCUGCGUUAACAGAUUGGAGUAGUGUACUUUAUUCUGUCGUUUAUACUUCGCUACCUACUAUUGUUAUUGGUAUUUUGGACAAGGACUUAAGUCAUAAAACGCUUCUCCAACAUCCAAAACUCUAUGGGGUGGGCCAUAGGCAGGAGAGUUACAACAUGCACCUCUUCUGGAUCAUGAUGUUUGACACAUUAUGGCAGAGCCUUGUUCUCUUUUACAUUCCUUUGUUCACCUAUAAGGAGAGCACAAUUGACAUAUGGAGCAUGGGUAGCUUGUGGACAAUAGCAGUCGUUGUCCUAGUCAAUAUGCACCUGGCAAUGGACAUUCAGCGUUGGGUAUUAUACACUCAUAUUGCAAUAUGGGGAUCAAUAGUCAUUACAUUUGCCUGUGUGGUGGUAUUGGAUUCCAUACCCAUGUUUCCGAAUUAUGGGACCAUAUAUCAUCUGGCAAAAUCUCCUACCUAUUGGCUCUCCAUUUUGCUUAUAACGGUCUUAGCACUUCUGCCUCGGUUUUUUUUUAAAGUUAUGCAUCAAACCUUUUGGCCUUCAGAUAUCCAAAUAGCUAGAGAGGCUGAGAUAAUGAGAAAACGACCAAGUUGCUUUGAGGCGAAGCUAGAUCAGGGUUCCAGUUAACAUUUAUACUAUUUGUCUUGCCGACUCCCCCAAGCCCCUGGUGGAUUUUUCAGAUGAGUUAACACAAGCUAAGUGGCAGUAUGACGGGAGACAAAAUUGAAUUAAUGACAAAAGGGGAAGAGAGCAGGAACUCAAGCCCAGGGGAGGAGAUUAUAUGGAGAUCUGUAGCAGCAAGAUAGAUUGAUCGGGGAGGAUGAAAGAGCACAGGGCAAAGCCUCUCCAAAGGGUGCUUGAGUUUUUUUGGUCAAUCUUGAAUGGGAUUGUAGUUAGCACAGGCGAAUUGGCAGGCUAACAGUCAGGAUUUCCUUGUCACGGCCAUCACAGGAUCUUACCAAGAAAAUGGUAAUGCCAGCAGUGAUGAGAAGGGAGAAAAUAAAAAGAAAAUAACUGACGUAUAUAAUAGUUUCAUGUAAAGAUCAGGUGUUCAUUCUUACCCUUGUAACAAAAUGAAAGGAAAAAUGUUUAGAACAUCACGGUUAUUUCUUCAGUUAGGGUGGGCCAUUUGUGGUGUGUUCCAGCUGAGAGAGAGAGAGAGAGAGAGAGAGAG
Molecule: messenger RNA, 5499 nt
Organism: Ilex paraguariensis (yerba mate)
Lineage: Eukaryota; Viridiplantae; Streptophyta; Magnoliopsida; Aquifoliales; Aquifoliaceae
Source: the annotation of a GenBank genome assembly